UCUAGAUGACUCUAAAAGUAAAUCAGCAAUUGUGAUAUUAGGAACACAGAAAUCGGAAUGGGUUUUCUCACUGUCAGUCUUUUGCUAUUUGUCUUAGGGGUUAUGUUUUUCCUUGACAGAGCUCUAUUAGUGAUGGGGAAUUUAUCAUUUUUGAUUGGUCUUUGCUUAUUGAUAGGAAUUAAAAGUACAUUGUCAUUCUUCCUAAAAAAAGGUAUUUAAUUGGUGUUUAGUCUUAGGCAAAAUUAAGGGAAGCAUUAUUUUUUUUUUGGGAUUCUUCAUCAUCAUAUUUUUUAGAUUAUCAAUUAUUGGAUUUCCAUUGUAAAUUUAUGGACUUUUCCAGAUGUUUAAGUCAUUCCUUCCAUUCCUUUAUGAUAGUGCGACCAAACUCCCAAUUAUUGGCAGAUAUUUAAGUAUGAUUAUUAAAAAUCAUUAAAGGAAAUCCAUAAUUAAAAAAAAUGGUUGAUGAAGUGUCAGCCAAAGGUCCUUCAGUUUGA
Messenger RNA from Paramecium octaurelia, 494 nucleotides. The record is from the annotation of a GenBank genome assembly. NCBI's taxonomy places the organism in Eukaryota, Ciliophora, Oligohymenophorea, Peniculida, Parameciidae.